Molecule: messenger RNA, 705 nt
Organism: Penicillium cosmopolitanum
Lineage: Eukaryota; Fungi; Ascomycota; Eurotiomycetes; Eurotiales; Aspergillaceae
Exons: 1
Coding region: 1-705 (234 amino acids)
Source: RefSeq, a predicted model, not a curated record
AUGUAUUUCACAUGUAUUAUUCUAUUCUAUCGCCUGAUUGAGAGUCCGCAUCUUGGCUUGACAUCUCUCAAGGUCUCUAUGGUUGCUGCAUCCUGCACACUGCAACUUCUGAAGGAGAUUUACUACCGAAAUGAGAUUCCCCGUCUUCUCCCAAUCAACAAUUGGUAUUGCAUGGUAGCUGGGGUUCCUCUGGUUCAUGCCAUGGUUAAGCUGCCGGAGAAUGCGGCUCUGCACCAUGAAGAGUUGGACAUGCUGCGCCUCAUUCUUCACGAGAUGACACAUACAUCGCCAAGCACUCAACUCAUUAUCAAUAACAUUGAUCGUCUUCAUCGGUCCGUUUUAUCAACACCCGACGACGAGCUUAUCUCAAGACCCUCUCUCGGGUCAAACAACUUGGCAUCUUCCGAGACUCGUGAUCCAAUUUUCUGGGCUCAGUUUCGACCAGUAGAGCCGCUACAGUUAUUCCCAUUUCCUCCUGAAAUGAGCCCCAGGAUGAAUCUUCUCCAAUCACUUGCUCAAGAUUGCAAAUAUUCUGAUGUUAUCACCGUUGAAGCAGAAUCAUUGCAAGGGGAAGAGCAGGAAACAAGAGACGGAACCCCACAAUUUUCUUUCAACUUUGAUUUUGGGAACAUACAGGUGGAUGAAUUUUUGUUCGAAGUACCUGAAGCCGAUAUUUUGCCAUUUGGUCCUAGUGUAUUAUCUUAA